GUUCCAAUGGGGCUGGGGGACAACAGCCUUCCACAGGGAUGUGGAGGACAUUGUGCUCCGGACUGCACGCUGCUGAGCACCCACUGGCUGACCAGACCUCCCCAGGUCUCAUCCCAAUCCUCAGGGCCCUCCCAGCAGGGCUCCCAGGACCUGCCAUGGUGGGGCUACACUCGGGGGUCCACCCAUGUGCUGUCCUUGGUGUGGGUAUCAGCACAGCCUGCAGGAUGGGCCUGGAGAGGUGGUGUGGUCCUCCAUGGCCUGCAGGGUGGUCCUGGAGAGGUGGUGUGGUCCUCCAUGACCUGCAGGGUGGGCCUGGAGAGGUGGUGUGGUCCCCAAGGCCUGCAGGGUGGUCCUGGAGAGGUGGUGUGGUCCCCCAUGGCCUGCAGGGUGGUCCUGGAGAGGUGGUGUGGUUCCCAUGGCCUGCAGGGUGGUCCUGGAGAGGUGGUGUGGUCCCCCUGGCCUGCAGGGUGGUCCUGGAGAGGUGGUGUGGUCCCCAAGUCCUGCAGGGUGGUCCUGGAGAGGUGGUGUGGUCCCUAAGGCCUGCAGGGUGGUCCUGGAGAGGUGGUGUGGUCCCCAUGGCCUGCAGGGUGGGCCUGGAGAGGUGGUGUGGUCCCCAUGACCUGCAGGGUGGGCGUGGAGAGGUGGUGUGGUCCCCCUGGCCUGCAGGGUGGGCCUGGAGAGGUGGUGUGUUCCCCCUGGCCUGCAGGGUGGUCCUGGAGAGGUGGUGUGGUCCUCCAUGGCCUGCAGGGUGGUCUUGGAGAGGUGGUGUGUUCCCUAAGGCCUGCAGGGUGGUCUUGGAGAGGUGGUGUGGUCCCCCUGGCCUGCAGGGUGGUCCUGGGGAGGUGGUGUGGUCCUCCUGGCCUGCAGGGUGGUCCUGGGGAGGUGGUGUGGUCCUCCUGGCCUGCAGGGUGGUCCUGGGGAGGUGGUGUGGUCCUCUAUGGCCUGCAGGGUGGUCCUGGGAGGUGGUGUGGUCCCCCGUGACCUGCAGGGUGGUCCUGGGGAGGUGGUGUGGUCCCCCUGGCCUGCAGGGUGGUCCUGGGGAGGUGGUGUGGCCCUCUAUGGCCUGCAGGGUGGUCCUGGAGACGUGGUGUGGUUCCCAUGACCUGCAGGGUGGUCCUGGAGAGGUGGUGUGGUCCUCUAUGGCCUGCAGGGUGGUCCUGGGGAGGUGGUGUGGUCCCCAUGGCCUGCAGGGUGGUCCUGGAGAGGUGGUGUGGUCCCCCGUGACCUGCAGGGUGGUCCUGGGGAGGUGGUGUGGUCCCCCUGGCCUGCAGGGUGGUCCUGGGGAGGUGGUGUGGCCCUCUAUGGCCUGCAGGGUGGUCCUGGAGACGUGGUGUGGUUCCCAUGACCUGCAGGGUGGUCCUGGAGAGGUGGUGUGGUCCUCUAUGGCCUGCAGGGUGGUCCUGGGGAGGUGGUGUGGUCCCCCUGGCCUGCAGGGUGGUCCUGGGGAGGUGGUGUGGUCCUCCUGGCCUGCAGGGUGGUCCUGGGGAGGUGGUGUGGUCCUCUAUGGCCUGCAGGGUGGGCCUGGAGAGGUGGUGUGGUCCCCCAUGACCUGCAGGGUGGUCCUGGAGAGGUGGUGUGGUCCCCCUGGCCUGCAGGGUGGGCCUAGAGAGGUGGUGUGGUCCUCCUGGCCUGCAGGGUGGUCCUGGAGAGGUGGUGUGGUCCUCUAUGGCCUGCAGGGUGGUCCUGGAGAGGUGGUGUGGUCCUCUAUGGCCUGCAGGGUGGUCCUGGGGAGGUGGUGUGGUCCCCAUGGCCUGCAGGGUGGUCCUGGAGAGGUGGUGUGGUCCCCAUGGCCUGCAGGGUGGGCCUGGAGAGGUGGUGUGGUCCCCAUGGCCUGCAGGGUGGUCCUGGAGAGGUGGUGUGGUCCUCUAUGGCCUGCAGGGUGGUCCUGGAGAGGUGGUGUGGUCCUCUAUGGCCUGCAGGGUGGUCCUGGAGAGGUGGUGUGGUCCCCCUGGCCUGCAGGGUGGUCCUGGGGAGGUGGUGUGGUCCUCCUGGCCUGCAGGGUGGUCCUGGGGAGGUGGUGUGGUCCUCCUGGCCUGCAGGGUGGUCCUGGGGAGGUGGUGUGGUCCUCUAUGGCCUGCAGGGUGGUCCUGGGAGGUGGUGUGGUCCCCCGUGACCUGCAGGGUGGUCCUGGGGAGGUGGUGUGGUCCCCCUGGCCUGCAGGGUGGUCCUGGGGAGGUGGUGUGGCCCUCUAUGGCCUGCAGGGUGGUCCUGGAGACGUGGUGUGGUUCCCAUGACCUGCAGGGUGGUCCUGGAGAGGUGGUGUGGUCCUCUAUGGCCUGCAGGGUGGUCCUGGGGAGGUGGUGUGGUCCCCAUGGCCUGCAGGGUGGUCCUGGAGAGGUGGUGUGGUCCCCCGUGACCUGCAGGGUGGUCCUGGGGAGGUGGUGUGGUCCCCCUGGCCUGCAGGGUGGUCCUGGGGAGGUGGUGUGGCCCUCUAUGGCCUGCAGGGUGGUCCUGGAGACGUGGUGUGGUUCCCAUGACCUGCAGGGUGGUCCUGGAGAGGUGGUGUGGUCCUCUAUGGCCUGCAGGGUGGUCCUGGGGAGGUGGUGUGGUCCCCCUGGCCUGCAGGGUGGUCCUGGGGAGGUGGUGUGGUCCUCCUGGCCUGCAGGGUGGUCCUGGGGAGGUGGUGUGGUCCUCUAUGGCCUGCAUGGUGGUCCUGGGGAGGUGGUGUGGUCCUCCUGGCCUGCAGGGUUGGGCCUGUCACCUCUGCUCCCCACGAGCGCCUGUCUGACUGUCCCCAUCCGUUGCCACCCCUUUCUGGUCUAGGACCUCUCUUUUUACACAGUGCCUAGAGGUCGGGGCCCACAUGGGUAGAGGGGCCCUCAGGUUUCCUUGAUGGCACUAGGUCUCUGUUC
Molecule: messenger RNA, 2852 nt
Organism: Marmota monax (woodchuck)
Lineage: Eukaryota; Metazoa; Chordata; Mammalia; Rodentia; Sciuridae
Product: collagen alpha-2(I) chain-like
Exons: 2
Coding region: 1666-2763 (365 amino acids)
Source: RefSeq, a predicted model, not a curated record